This is a messenger RNA of Pochonia chlamydosporia 170, 1824 nucleotides long. Its product is annotated as yap-binding protein. The transcript has 2 exons. The coding region runs from base 1 to 1824 and encodes 607 amino acids. Lineage: Eukaryota; Fungi; Ascomycota; Sordariomycetes; Hypocreales; Clavicipitaceae. The record is from RefSeq and is a predicted model, not a curated record. Gene Ontology annotation, biological process: cellular response to oxidative stress. Gene Ontology annotation, cellular component: cytoplasm.
AUGGCUACCAACGAACCGGCCAAGGAACCGACCACCGAAGAGGUCAUCCAGCGACUUAAGGAAUCUCGUCCCCCGGCAUCCGAUAGAUUCACAUAUCUCACCAUCAUAGACAAGUCCAUGUCACCUGAGAUUUUACCGGCGCUGCACGAAAUCCUAGAAGAUGUAGAGUUGACCAGCGAUAUUGGAUGGGACCUCGUUGAGAUGCUCAUCCACGUUCCCGGAAGUGAAAGCUGUCUGGAAACCAUCGCGCGCCUCGGAAACCCACGAGAAGUUAUCCUCAAGGUCCUGCAAGUCAUGGAAUCAGUGACUGGCGAAGGGGAAAAUGGCUCGGUAGGGAACAAGUACUUCAUCACUCUUUGCGGUAUGCUCGGCAUCCUGUAUAAGCGACUGCAGGUGAAAACGCCGUCUCGAUUUUUACACACCACGCUGGACACUGUAUAUCGAUCCUACGACCCGACAAGUGCCGAAUCUACCGCCGCUAUUAUUUCGCUGAUGCAAUCGAUUUCGGCGCAGAAGCGGCCUCCCUUGCCCUCGCGACAGUCGAGCACCUUGUUGGAGACGGCGGUACAUACUAGCGAUGAGACGAAGAGCGCGCCAGAUCCGGAGGCUGAUAACUCUGAUAAGCCCGGUGCCGAUGAGCCUGAGAUUAUGUCACAUUUGCUGCGCUGUUUUAUUACCUGCGUUAUUGAGGCGUUUGUCAAUUCCAACAGUUUGGAGUGGGCGGCGAGGACGUUGGAGUACACGUAUCCGGAGAGGAUAGUCCCUGGGAGAAAGACCAUGAUGCAGGCAUUUAACGAAGUGGACGAGUUGAAGGCAAAGGAUGCACUGGUUGGCCAGCUAGCAGCAGUUGCUGGGGAUUUAGAUUUUGCCAAGAUGUCGUUUCCAGAACUUCGAGAGAUUCUUCAAGCGCCGAUUGUUAGAGACCCCUUGGCAAUCGACUUUGACCCAGCAAACAUCGACGAUAUCAAGAUUUCAGGGGGUGGAUUGUUGUGUUUGAUUGCUUAUUGGGUCUUUGCAGGAGACGUCUUCGAUGCCGACCAGCCUCGACCCGAAAUGCACAUGUUCCCGGACCAUCAGCAACUACUGAAGCAUUACAUCGGAGAUGAUCCCCAGUCAGAAAUAUUAAACAACCCAGGAACAAUAGAGUCGUUGGUCGUACUCGCGAUCUGGUUAGACGGGCAGAAGAAACUCGCACCUGGCGGCGCAGCAGACGCAAGCGCCAAGGACAACUACAUGCCAUACCACCACCUGAUAACCCUCGUCUCAGUUUUCCAUCCCAACAUCCGCGUUCGAAAUGCAGCCACAGUCAUUGCUGGAGCGGUCCUACACUCAGACCCGGACGAAGACGACCGACUAGCCAUUCUAGAAGACCUCCUCGAGAACUGCAUGUUUGCGUCCCUUCAGGCUUGCGCAGUAACCUGGCUCAGAGAAGAAGUCAUUUCUGCGCGCAAAGCCGGUUCAAAGGGACGAUUCAGCAGUCCCGAUUGCUUCGAGUCCGUUCAGUACACACUAUUCCCCGACCUGACGUAUCUAAACGAGGCGGAUAUUGACACCAUGCUGGACUUUUGGGCCGAAGGCUCGCCUUUCCAUCUGCAGGCUGCAAACUUUGCGUUGUUCCUGUUUGGGAAAGAUUACAAGGACCUCGCACCGGCGGGGAUGGCGGCCGCCAUUGAGCAUCGAUAUGUGCAGCCGCUUCUGCAGGCGGCUAAGUCGUUGGCGCAAGCGGUGGAUAAGGGAGAGGUUGAAAAGCCUGAGGAUCAUAAGAAUACGGUUAUGGAGUUGGGAAUCUUGAAGGAUACGCUUGAGAGGGUUCCUUUGCAGUGA